This is a messenger RNA of Myxocyprinus asiaticus (Chinese sucker), 4876 nucleotides long. It is a transcript of the gene dnm2b, whose product is annotated as dynamin 2b. NCBI's taxonomy places the organism in Eukaryota, Metazoa, Chordata, Actinopteri, Cypriniformes, Catostomidae. The transcript has 21 exons. Gene Ontology annotation, molecular function: GTP binding; microtubule binding; GTPase activity. Gene Ontology annotation, cellular component: microtubule; cytoplasm; membrane. The coding region runs from base 189 to 2795 and encodes 868 amino acids. The record is from RefSeq and is a predicted model, not a curated record.
UUUAGUUUUUUCUCUCUGACAGUUGACGUGUGAUUUCUAGCGUCCGCUUGCGUUGUGUUGAAACGCUUUAUUUUAUAAACCUGACAUAAUUAGUAUAUCAAUAAUACGCGGUAAUAAUCAGCUGAAGGGAGUGAUGAAGUGAUCCUCAGAGUUUAUUAGGAGUUUGAAGUGUUUUAUAGAAGCUCGUCAUGGGGAACCGGGGGAUGGAGGACUUGAUUCCCCUCAUCAACAAACUGCAGGACGCUUUCAGCUCCAUCGGCCAGAGCUGCAACUUGGAGCUGCCGCAGAUCGCGGUGGUGGGCGGCCAGAGCGCCGGGAAGAGCUCGGUGCUGGAGAACUUCGUGGGGAGGGAUUUUCUGCCGAGAGGAUCUGGCAUCGUCACUCGCAGACCACUUAUUCUCCAGCUAGUGAACAGCAAAGCAGAAUAUGCCGAGUUUCUACACUGUAAAGGUCGUAAGUUUGUGGACUUUGAUGAGGUGCGGUCGGAGAUUGAAGCGGAGACUGACCGAAUCACGGGAUCUAAUAAAGGAAUCUCUCCAGUUCCCAUCAACCUGCGUGUCUACUCUCCUAACGUUUUAAAUCUGACACUUAUAGAUCUUCCCGGCAUGACUAAAGUGGCAGUGGGGGAUCAACCAGUAGACAUUGAGUACCAGAUCAGAGAAAUGCUGCUGCAGUUCAUUUCUAAGGAGAACUGUCUGAUCCUGGCUGUCACGCCUGCCAACACUGACCUCGCCAACUCCGAUGCCCUAAAAAUUGCCAAGGAGGUUGAUCCUCAGGGUCUUCGCACUAUUGGUGUGAUCACCAAACUGGACCUUAUGGAUGAAGGAACAGACGCCAGAGACAUCCUAGAGAACAAACUACUGCCACUGCGCAGAGGUUAUAUUGGCGUUGUGAACCGCAGUCAGAAGGACAUUGACGGCAGGAAGGACAUUCGCGCUGCUUUGGCUGCUGAGAGGAAGUUCUUCCUGUCACAUCCUGCAUACAGACACGUGGCAGAGAGAAUGGGCACACCGUACCUGCAGAAAACACUCAACCAGCAACUGACGAAUCACAUCCGCGACACUCUGCCGGCACUGCGCAGUAAACUACAGAGUCAGCUGCUCUCUCUGGAGAAAGAAGUGGACGAGUACAAGAACUUCAAACCUGAUGAUCCGGCACGCAAAACUAAAGCACUGCUGCAGAUGGUGCAGCAGUUCGGAGUGGACUUUGAGAAGCGGAUCGAGGGUUCUGGUGAUCAGGUGGACACACUAGAACUCUCUGGCGGAGCUCGAAUCAACCGCAUCUUCCACGAGCGCUUUCCUUUCGAGCUCGUCAAGAUGGAGUUUGAUGAGAAGGAGUUGAGAAGAGAGAUCAGUUACGCCAUCAAGAACAUUCAUGGAGUCAGGACGGGGCUGUUCACCCCUGACCUUGCAUUUGAGGCCAUAGUGAAAAAGCAGCUGAUUAAGCUGAAGGAGCCGUGUCUCAAAUGCAUUGAUCUGGUCAUCCAGGAGCUCAUCAAUACAGUCAGGCAGUGCACACUAAAGUUGAGCUCUUAUCCUCAUCUGAGAGAAGAGACGGAGAGAAUCGUCACCACAUACAUCCGAGAGAGAGAAAGCAAGACUAAAGACCAGGUGAUGUUGUUGAUAGACAUUGAGCUCUCUUACAUCAACACAAACCACGAAGACUUCAUCGGCUUUGCCAAUGCGCAGCAGAGAAGUGCAGCGGUCAGUAAGAAGAGAGCAAUGCCCAACCAGGUGAUUAGAAGGGGUUGGCUGACGAUCAACAUUAGCAUAAUGAAGGGCGGGUCAAAGGACUACUGGUUCGUUCUGACGGCAGAGUCUCUGUCCUGGUACAAAGAUGAGGAGGAGAAAGAGAAGAAGUUCAUGCUCCCUCUGGAUAACCUGAAGAUCAGAGAUGUUGAGAAAGGCUUCAUGUCCACCAAACACACCUUUGCCAUCUUUAACACCGAGCAGAGGAAUGUGUAUAAAGACCUUCGUCAGAUUGAGUUAGCAUGUGACGCUCAGGAGGAUGUGGACAGUUGGAAAGCCUCUUUCCUGCGAGCGGGAGUCUAUCCUGAGAAAGACCAGGUGGAGAAUGAGGACAGUGUUCCAUCAGACUCCAUCUCAAUGGACCCUCAGCUGGAGAGGCAGGUGGAGACCAUCCGCAACCUGGUGGAUUCCUACAUCGGCAUCGUCAACAAGAGCAUCAGAGACCUCAUGCCCAAAACCAUUAUGCAUCUGAUGAUCAACAGCGCGAAGGAGUUCAUCUACUCGGAGUUGCUGGCGUAUCUGUACUCAUCGGGAGAUCAGAACAGUCUGAUGGAGGAGUCGGCAGAACAAGCGCAGCGGAGAGACGAGAUGUUACGCAUGUAUCACGCACUCAAAGAGGCACUACACCUCAUCGGUGACAUCAGCACCAGCACCGUAUCUGUGCCUUUACCGCCCCCUGUGGAUGACACCUGGAUACAGACUGACCCCAGUCCUCCAGCUCAACGUAAACCAUCAGCAACGGCUCCGCCUCCGGGUCGUCCUCCUGCAGUACGAGGCACUACCCCUGGUCCUCCUGCCCCGCCUCCUAUAAACCCCACCCCUGCAUUCGGAGCUCCGCCCUUGCCGUCCAGACCCGGCCCAUCUCCUGUCAACACUAAUACUUUCGGGAGUGGCAUGCUGGAGCCGAUUGUAGCUCCGCCUCCUCAGAUCCCGUCUCGACCCGCCCGCGUGCCACCUGGUCUGCCGCCCGGAAUACCCAGAAGACCUCCAGCAGCUCCAAACAGACCCACAAUAAUCCGAACAUCAGAACCGUCUCUGCUGGACUGAAGACAGAACAAACACACACUCCGUUUGACAAUUAUGUUUUUGUUUCUGUAAUGAUUAUUAUUUAACUUUAAAUAGUACAACACUUUUUGAGUAGCAAUUGACAUUUCGUGAUUUAUUUGCAUUCAGGCUUUUUCCAUAUAUUCUGUGUUCUGAGAAAUUAUGAUUUCAGGGAAGAUCAAAAGUUGGUGGGAGAAAAGCAAUACUUAAAAAGUAUGACAUAACAUCAUACAUGUAUGUGAAAUAUCUAAACUCUAGAAAAGUGCAAACAUCAUUUCAUAUUUGUCCUUGAAAUCAGUUAAAGGUUUACAUAAGCACUUUUCUAAUAACAUCUGAUAACCUCAGCUGAGAGUAAUAUAUUGAGUAUUGCAUCAGUAUUGAUAUCCUUAUCAAUGACAGCAUUUGUCAUCUUGAAUUUGUGCCUUAACACUCCAUUUUCUGUUAUAUUUGUAAAUGUAAUCAUUAUUUUCUAUGUGCUAACAGAUACUAUUUUCCACAAAGAAACUUUAAAAGUGAACAGCACACUAAAUGCACAAGAACACAGAACUACAAAACUUGACCAAAUACUAGUAUUCAUUUCAAAACUAUGGGAAAGCAUUUCAUCCAAAACACGCUUUAUUGAGAGCUUGAUAAAUCAUUUUCUUUAAGACAUUUUAUUAUAUGCUUCUUAAAUACUGAAAGGUGUUUUGGUGGAGACAAAUAUUUGUUAGUACGUGUACACUCCAAAAAGAUACAUAUUUUCUUCAUAUUUUUGUCGUCUUUGCCCGUAAAAAAAAAUCUCAACAUCUUGAGAACAAUAUACAAUUACUCAAGUGUACUUAAUUAUCCCAUUGCAAAUGUAUUCUUGUUUUAAGCAUAAUUAUAACAGCAUUAAGUGCUGUUUAUGCUUGUUAUACAAAGAUAACUGGAUAUUAAGAAUUGCAAAGCUUUUGCAGCACAGAAAAUAUGAAUAUUUGCUGGCGUUUGUGAAGUGUUUUAGAAAGUAGCUUAAAAGUUUUUUUCUGAUCAAUUAAUUCAAAAUGUUUUUAUGUAACGCAAACAGACGUACAUAUGAACAUGAGUAAUGCAUUACUCGUGAAUUCUGCAUAAACAAUAUUAUUCUAGAAAUACGUGUAACUCCAGAAAUGCACUUCAGAGUAAUUAGUAAUGUUAAUCUAAUUGCAAGAAUUUAAAAGUUACACUACUUUUUGACUAAACAUUUAUUGUAUUACUUUCUAAUCAGAUUACACUGGUAGUAAACAAUUAAUUUCAAAGUUUGCUUUGUUAAAUGUAUUUUCUGAAUUUGAUUUAUAAUUAAAUUAGUCAUUAAAAAUUCUUUUUUUAUUACCGAUACCACUUAUUUGUGUUUUACAAUGACUCUGAUAACAUAUAUGUAGAACUAAUUAUAGUUUCAUUUGUGCUUAUUAACACAACAGACUAAAAAAAUAAAAACAAUGCGCAUUCAAUAAUAAUCAUUCACUAUUCAUUAAUAACGGCAUAAUAACAAAAACAAUAUCAGUGGCAUUACAUUUCAUAUAUUAAAGAUCAUAUAAUCUUUAGUAUAAAUCAUUCAUUUAUUUUCUCUUUAUUGCUUGUCUAAAUGUUUUUGCAUUUCUGUUCUUCAUACUGACAUUUCACAAAGUGCAGAAAAUGUAAUGCGAUGAGGGGUCUGUGUAUCUCAGCAAGUACUGACACUGACUAUCACACCUGGAGUCACGAGUUCGAAUCCAGGGCGUGCUGAGUGACUUCAGCCAGGUCUCCUAAGCAACCAAAUUGGCCCGGUUGCUAGGGAGGGUAGAGUCACAUGGGGUAACCUCCUCGUGGUCACUAUAAUGUGGUUCUCACUCUCGGUGGGGUGCGUGGUGAGUUGUGCGUGGAUGCUGCGGAGAAUAGCGUGAAGCCUCCACAUGCGCUACGUCUCCGUGGUAACGCCCUCAACAAGUCACAUGAUAAGAUGCGCGGAUUGACGGUCUCAGACGCGGAGGCAUCUGAGAUUCGUCCUCCGCCACCCGGAUUGAGGCGAGUCACUACGCCACCACGAGGACUUAGAGCGCAUUGGGAAUUGGGGAGAAAACAAAACACAUAAUGCGAUCAAUAAAGAGGAA